UAUGAUCAUAGCAUGAUCAAUAGUUGGGAUUGUAAGUAGGAAACCCUAUAAUUUCCAAGGGUAUUUAAAGCUUCGACCCACUGCAUCCGGUCUUGAUUGCUUGUUUCAAUGAAGCAAUGUGGUUUAGCCACUUUUGAUCUUAGUUAAUCUUCAUUUUGCAAUAAAACCCGUUUCCCCUUCGGUUGAGUGUAGAAUGAUGCUGGCACAAACAGAGUUUUGAAUAUCAUUCGGGGUAGUGGUAGUUGCAAUCUGCUGCCAGUUAGAUCGACAUCAUGUCUCCUAGAACCAUCAGUGCGUGGAUUCUUGUCCUGUGGAUUAGUUGCUGUGAGCUGGAAUCAGCCUGCGGCAGGGAAUACCAACUGAGGAUCACCCGUCCAGAUGGAACAGGAUUUCGCACUGAAUCGGUGGUCGAGGAUGCGGAAGGCCAUCGACAGAUCGAGGGAGAAAUUCGACAAUCUUACAAAGAAGGAGGCACUCUAAUCCUCUUUUACAAGGCUGGUCCUGAUGGAUAUCGCAGUCGUUACACGUACGAGACUGGCGCACCUCUGAAUGGUACGGCCUCUAUAAAGAGAAUCGGUGUGAAUGCUUUAAAAUCUUCAGCGGGCUAAACUUCAGCAAAGAAUGUAAUGUAAUGUGUUCUAUAAAAUAUUCAAAUGAAUUAAAAUUU
Messenger RNA from Drosophila pseudoobscura, 667 nucleotides. RefSeq lists its product as uncharacterized. Bases 273 to 608 code for a protein of 111 amino acids. The record is from RefSeq and is a predicted model, not a curated record. Lineage: Eukaryota; Metazoa; Arthropoda; Insecta; Diptera; Drosophilidae. The transcript has 2 exons.